Chiroxiphia lanceolata (lance-tailed manakin) is the source of this 1554-nucleotide messenger RNA. RefSeq names its product trace amine-associated receptor 2-like. Gene Ontology annotation, molecular function: trace-amine receptor activity. NCBI's taxonomy places the organism in Eukaryota, Metazoa, Chordata, Aves, Passeriformes, Pipridae. The record is from RefSeq and is a predicted model, not a curated record. Gene Ontology annotation, cellular component: membrane. Gene Ontology annotation, biological process: G protein-coupled receptor signaling pathway.
AUGCUUUCUCCGAAUAUCUCGAGGGAUUUGACUGAUUGCUUCGAGUUUGGAAACAGAUCUUGUCCGGAGAGCUUUAGGUCAGCAGGAGUAUGAGAGGCACUAUAUCUAUUCAUAACUGCAGUCUUCAUUCUCACCGUCUUAGGGAAUUUGGCCAUAAUCAUUUCCAUCUCAUAUUUUAAGCAGCUUCAUUUUCCAACCAGUUUCCUCAUCUUAUCCAUGGCCAGUACAGAUUUCCUGCUGGGCUUUGCCAUUAUGCCCUACAGCAUGGUGAGGUCUAUAGAGGAAUGCUGGUGUUUUGGGAUUAUACUCUGCAAAGUUCAUUACAGUUUUGACUUGAUGCUCUGUUUGGCUUCCAUUUUCCAUCUUUGUUCCAUUGCCAUGGAUCGGUUUUAUGCAAUCCGCCAUCCUCUGCAUAACACCAGCACCAUGACUGUCACAACCAUAAAACAAAUUGUAGCAGUCUGCUGGUCAGUGCCUGCUGCUUUUGCUUUUGGUGGUUUCUAGGAAUUUUAUGCUUCUGAAAUUGAGGGCUAUGAAAAGCCAGUUAAAUGCUUGUGCCCUAUUGUACUGGUCAUGAUGAUGAUUGUGUUCAACAAACUGUCGGGGGCUUUUUUAUUUACAGUUGGUUUCUUUGCUCCUGCUUGCAUUAUGAUAGGAAUUUAUGUUAAAAUUUUUACAGUCUCCCAAAGGCACACAUGGGAGUUGAGCCAGGCACACAGGCAGUCAAAAAUUGAUAAGAAACAUGAGCUUUCUAAGAAUAAAGAUAGGAAAGCUGCUAAGACUUUGAGUAUUGUUAUGCUGGGCUUCCUAAUAUGUUGAUUUCCUCAUUUUUUUAUAAUCUUAAUUGAUCCAUUUUUAAAUUUCUCUGUUCCUGUACCUCUGUUCAAUUCUGUAAACUGGCUUGGGUAUUUAAAUUCUUUCUGCAAUCCAUUAAUAUAUGGAUUUUUCUAUCCAUGGUUUUGGGAAACAUUUCUCAAAAGGAGUACGCAGGAACAAGAGUAUGGCUCUUACUCAGGGUUGCCCCUCUCCCCCCGGACGCCCCCGGGCCCUCCAGCAGCGGGGUCCUCCCGGAGGCCCAAGCGGCGCCACGCCCGCCCCUGCCCCGGCCCGCCCUGCUCUGGUACCGGCCGGGCAGGGCUGUACCUCCCUUCGUCGCCGCCGUCACGGCGGGGCGGGCCGGGCCGGGUCCUACCCGCCCCUCCACGCCCUGCAGCCGCCGCCGCCCCCGCCGCGCCCCUGCGAGCGGAUUCGCCGGGGCCGGGUAAGAGCAGCCGGAGCCCCUCAGGGGUGCGGGGGGUGUUCGCUGUCCCCCCGCCCGCCGGGGAAAGGGGUGACCAGGGCGGUGUCCAGCCAACCGGGAAGGGGCUGCCAGGCACGGGAAGCCCGUCAGAGGGCGGCGGGAAGGGCCGCAGCGCCCCGAGGGCCCUCGCUGGGUUCGGGCCGCCCCCCUGUGCCCGGCCCUGGGGCGAGCGGGGUGGCUGCGGGCGGGACUGGGGUGACGGGGGUGGCGGGGCCGGGGCCUCGGCGGGGGCGGUGUUGGAACGCGGUGGGUAG